CAACAGCUGGCGUGCCUGCUUAACAAACAGCUGUUAGUCUGCUUUGUUUUGCUACUCGCGUGCUCGCUUCUAUGCUUGUGCAGUGUAUAUUUUGUGUUUUUAUUCUUGAUUUGUGCUAAUUUUAAGUGAAAUAAUCUCUCCAAUACUAUUUAUUGCUAAUUUGGAAUAAAAACAGUGAAUUAUGCUUCGAAAAGUACCGUUAAUUGUUGUAUUAGGCUCUACCGGCACCGGCAAAACGAAACUGUCGCUGGAGUUGGCCGAACGCUUUGGUGGCGAAAUAAUCAGCGCCGAUUCAAUGCAGGUUUAUGCCAAUCUGGACAUUGCCACUGCUAAAGCAACAAAAGAGGAACAGUCGCGUGCCAAACACCAUCUACUGGACGUGGCAACGCCUAACGAACCAUAUACUGUAGUGCAUUUUCGUAAUGCUGCCUUGCCAAUUAUUGAAAACCUUUUAGCACAAAGCAAAUGCCCCAUCGUGGUGGGUGGCACCAAUUACUACAUCGAAUCGUUACUAUGGGAUAUACUAGUGAGUCCAAAAGAUGCCGAUGAAAAGGCUGACACGUCCAACGCAGGAACGUCAGCAAGAAGAGAAGGCGAAGAUGCAGGGGCUACGGAAAAUGCGCAAAAUCCACUAUUUUUGCCGCUUGCUGAAAUUUCAGCCAUGUCAUCUGAGUUGUUGCAUAACCAUUUAAGGAAAAUCGAUCCGGAUUCAGCGAAUCGUAUACAUCCGAAUAACAAGAGAAAAAUAAUGCGGUAAGUUGUUAAAACAUUUUUGAAACAUUUUUUUAAAAUAUUUAAAACAUAUUUCUGGGUAGUAUGAGAA
This is a messenger RNA of Ceratitis capitata (Mediterranean fruit fly), 823 nucleotides long. Its product is annotated as tRNA dimethylallyltransferase-like. The transcript is spliced from 4 exons. The coding region runs from base 182 to 757 and encodes 191 amino acids. Gene Ontology annotation, biological process: tRNA modification. The record is from RefSeq and is a predicted model, not a curated record. NCBI's taxonomy places the organism in Eukaryota, Metazoa, Arthropoda, Insecta, Diptera, Tephritidae. Gene Ontology annotation, cellular component: mitochondrion. Gene Ontology annotation, molecular function: tRNA dimethylallyltransferase activity.